UUCGUUUCUUGUUUACAUUUCGAUAAAGAACUAAACUACCAAUUAUCUUAACAUGGCUUUUAAGUUUGUUUUUGCACUUGCCUUCGUAGCUGUUGCCAGCGCUGGUUAUGUUCCAGCUGCUCAAGUUUUUCAGACUGCUCCAGUUUCGGUACAUGCUGCUCCCGAAGCUGUUGCUCAAAAAGUUGUUGUUAAGUCAGAGGAAUAUGAUCCUCAUCCCCAAUAUAGAUUCUCUUAUGGUGUGGAUGACAAAUUGACUGGUGAUUCCAAGAGCCAAGUUGAAGAACGUGAUGGUGAUGUAGUGCGUGGUGAAUACUCUUUGAUUGAUGCUGAUGGCUACAAACGUACUGUUCAAUACACUGCUGACGCCCACAAUGGUUUCAAUGCUGUCGUACAUCGUGAACCUCUUGUCAAGACUAUUGCUCCAGUUGCUCAUUAUGCUGCUCCUGCCGUAGUAAAAACUGUUGCUCCUGUUGCCCACUAUACAGCUCCCGCUGUAGUAAAAUCUUUUGCUCCAGUAACUCAUUACUCGGCUCCCACUGUGGUUAAAACUGUUGCUCCAGUAGCUCACUACUCCGCUCCUACUGUAGUAAAGACUGUUGCUCCUGUUGCCCAUUAUUCCGCUCCAGUCGCUCACUACACCACUCCUGUUGACCACUACUCCGCUCCAGUCGCUCAAUAUUCCGCUCCUACACAUUACACAUCUUAUGCUGCUCCAUCUGUUUCAUACCAUCAUUAAGCUAUUUAAAUUACUAUAUAAAUUGUUGAUCUAAUCGAAUAUUUAUUGUACGAGUUCAAACGACAUGUAAAAUCAAAAUAUGUUAAGUUAAUAAAAUGAUAUUGAUAAAA
Molecule: messenger RNA, 846 nt
Organism: Lucilia cuprina (Australian sheep blowfly)
Lineage: Eukaryota; Metazoa; Arthropoda; Insecta; Diptera; Calliphoridae
Product: cuticle protein-like
Exons: 2
Coding region: 53-736 (227 amino acids)
Cellular component (GO): extracellular matrix
Source: RefSeq, a predicted model, not a curated record